This is a messenger RNA of Trichechus manatus latirostris (Florida manatee), 15672 nucleotides long. RefSeq names its product SCO-spondin. Gene Ontology annotation, molecular function: peptidase inhibitor activity; protein binding. Gene Ontology annotation, cellular component: extracellular matrix. The transcript has 102 exons. Lineage: Eukaryota; Metazoa; Chordata; Mammalia; Sirenia; Trichechidae. Bases 1 to 15672 code for a protein of 5223 amino acids. The record is from RefSeq and is a predicted model, not a curated record.
AUGCUGCUCCUGGCCCUGCUCUUCAUGGUGGCCUGGGCAGUGGCUGGCGGGCGGUGGUGUGAGCAGACGGAGACUGUCUGGGUGGAGGAGUUGGUGACACCCCGCCAGGAGGACCUGGUGCCCUGUGCCAGCCUAUACCACCACCUCCAGCUGGGCUGGCACCUGGGCCCGUCCCGGAGGGCUCACACCAGGCUCACCUCCGACCCUAGGCUCUGCCCCAUCUACAGGCCCCCAGAAACCCGGCCGGCAGCCCGGACCCGCACCGUGAGGGCUUGCUGCCCAGGCUGGGGGGGUGCCCACUGCUCCCUGGCCCUUGGAGGAGCCAGCCCCAGUGGCCACUGCUUUGCCACGGGGCAGUGCCGGCUGUGGGCAGGUGUGGUCCACGCGCCAGCAGGAAGCCUGGAGGAGUGCUGUGCCCGGGUCUGGGGGCACAGCUGGCGGGAUGGCAGCUCCCAGGCCUGCAUCCACUGCUCCGGCCAGUCCCCCCAAGGCAGUACCCGCACCCUAGCCCCCCUGCAGCCACGGGCAGGGGCCGUGGGCCAGCUCUGGAGCCAGCGCCAGCACCCCUCGGCCACCUGCGCCACCUGGUCGGGCUUCCACUACCGCACCUUCGACGGGCGACACUUCCACUUCCUGGGCCGCUGCACCUACCUGCUGGCGGGCGCGGCUGACUCCAGCUGGGCAGUCCACCUGCUGCCCGGGGGACAUUGCCCCCAGCCUGGGCACUGCCAGCUGGUCCGGGUGACAAUGGGGCCAGAGGAGGCGCUGAUUCAGGGUGGCAACGUCUCUGUGAAUGGGGUGCCAGUCCCCAAAGAGGAGCCCCAGAUGCUCCACGGGAUGAGUCUGCAGUGGCAGGGGGACUGGCUGGUGCUGUCGGGGGACCUGGGGGUCAUCGUGCGGCUGGAUGGGGCCGGCUCUGUGUCCAUUUCCCUGGACCCUGGGCUCCAGGGGCAGACGCGAGGCCUGUGCGGGCUCUACAACGACCAGCCGGAGGAUGACUUUUUGGAGCCAAGCGGGGGGCUGGCUGUGUUAGCUGCCACCUUUGGGAAUUCCUGGAGGCUCCCUGACUCUGAGCCUGGGUGUGUGGACGCCACAGAGGCUGCUCCGGUCUGCACGGGGCCCCUGGGGGACAUGGAGGAGGCAUCCCAGCUGCGGGCUGAGGCCCAGGACGUGUGCCACCUCCUCCUGAGUGGUCCUUUCAGAGAGUGCCACAUCCAGGUGGCCCCCACCGGGUACCAUGAGGCUUGUCUCUUCGCCUACUGUGCGGGCGCGCCAGACAGCAAGCAGGCAGGGCGGCGGGAGGCCGUGUGUGCCACCCUGGCCAGCUACACCCGGCACUGCGCCCGGGAGGGCAUCCAUGUCCGGUGGAGAAAGCCUGGCUUCUGCGAACGCCUGUGCCCUGGGGGCCAGCUCUACUCGGACUGUGUGUCCUCCUGCCCACCCAGCUGCUCGGCCGUGGGCGAGGGCGGGCAAGGGUCCUGCCAGGAGCAGUGUGUGAGCGGCUGCGAGUGCCCCCCCGGCCUGUACUGGGAUGGCACGUUUUGUGUGCCCCCUGCCCAGUGCCCCUGCUACCACCGGCGCCAGCGCUAUGCCCCGGGGGAUACCGUGCACCAGCUGUGCAACCCCUGUGUGUGUCAGGACGGCCGCUGGCACUGUGCCGAGGCCCCGUGCCCGGCCCAGUGCGCCGUUGGCGCUGAUGGACACUACCUCACCUUUGAUGGGCGGAGCUUCUCCUUCAGGGGCAACAGAGGCUGCCGCUACAGCCUGGUGCAGGAUCACGUGAAGGGGCAGCUGCUGAUUGAGCUGGAGCAUGGGGCCUGUGAGUCCGGGAGCUGCCUCCAUGCCAUCUUGGCCUCCCUGGGGGGGACCCACGUCCAGCUCAAGGACUCAGGUGCCGUCCUGGUGGAUGGGCAGGAGGUGGCUGUGCCCUGGCAUGGUGCUGGGGACCUCAGCGUCUCCCGAGCCUCCUCCAGCUUUCUGCUGCUGCGCUGGCCAGGGGCCCGGGUCCUCUGGGGGGUGUCUGACCCCUCGGCCUACAUCACUCUGGAGCCCCGCUAUGCCUACCAGGUGCAGGGUCUGUGUGGCACCUUCACCUGGAACCAGCAGGACGACUUCCUGACCCCUGUCGGGGACGUGGAGACCAGCGUUGCUUCCUUCACCAGCAAGUUCCAGGUGGCAGGUGUGGGGAAGUGCCCCCCUGGGGACGCUGCACUGUCGCACCCCUGCAGUACCCACACCCAGCGCCGCCCCUUCGCGGAGGCGGCCUGCACCGCCCUGCAUGACCCAGCCUUCCAGAAGUGCCACGGUCUGGUGGACAGGGAGUCGUACUGGCUGCGCUGCCUGGCAGCCGUUUGCGGCUGCACCUUGGGGGAGGACUGCCUGUGCCCCCUGCUGGCAGCCUAUGCCCGCCACUGUGCCCAGGAGGGCGCCCUGCAGUCCUGGAGGAGCCAGACCCUCUGCCCUGUCACAUGUCCCGGUGGCCAGGAGCACCAGGAGUGUGCCCCGGCAUGCGGCCGAAACUGCGGGGAGCCUGAGGACUGUGUGGGACUGGGCGUCUGUGUGUCUGGAUGUAACUGCCCCCCAGGGCUACUGUGGGACCCCGCAGGCCAGUGUGUGCCCCCCAGCCUGUGCCCUUGCCAGCUGGGAGCCCAGCGCCAUGCUCCUGGCAGCACCACCAUGAAGGACUGCAACCGCUGUGUUUGCCAGGAAAGGGGCAUCUGGAAUUGCACGGCACACCGCUGCUCCCCACGGCAGGUGUUCUGUCCUCGUGGGCUCAUCCACGUCCCUGGCGCCUGUCUGCUCACCUGUGACAGCUCCAGUGCCAACCACACCUGCCCCAUGGGCAACACCAAAGGCUGUGUCUGCCCCCCUGGCACCGUGCUGCUGGACGAGCGCUGUGUGCCCACCGAGCAUUGCCCCUGCCGUCACAGUGGGCGGUGGUACCCGCCCAAUGCCACCAUCCAGGAAGACUGCAACGUUUGCGUGUGCCAGGGCCAGCGGUGGCACUGCACGCGUCAUCAGUGCGGGGGUCACUGCCAGGCCUCAGGCGCCCCCCACUAUGUCACGUUUGAUGGGCUGGCGAUGACCUUCCCCGGGGCCUGCGAGUACCUGCUGGUGCGAGCGGUUGACGGCCAGUUCUCCGUGUCAGCUCAGAACCUGCCCUGUGGGGCCAGUGGCCUCACCUGCACCAAGGCGCUGAGCCUACAGCUGGAGGGCACCAUUGUGCACCUGCUCAGAGGCCGGGCCGUGACAGUGAAUGGGGUGCCCAUCUCACCCCCCAAGGUCUACACAGGCCUCGGGCUGAGCCUGCACCGCGCUGGCCUCUUCCUGGUGCUCAGCACUCGUGUGGGCCUCAGCCUGCUCUGGGAUGGAGGCACCCGGGUGCUGGUGCACCUGCCCCCUCAGUUCCGCGGCCGCGUGGCGGGGCUGUGCGGAGACUUCGACGGAGAUGCCAGCAACGACCUGAGGAGCCGCCAGGGCGUUCUGGAGCCCACGGCGGAGCUGGCCGCCCAUUCCUGGCGCCUCCGGCCCCUCUGCCCCGAGCCUGGAGACAUGCCGCAUCCCUGCACCGUGAAUGCCCACCGGGCCGAGUGGGCCCGGGCUCGCUGCGGGGUACUACUGCAUUCUCUCUUCGCCGCCUGCCACGCGGAGGUGCCUCCGCAGACGCACUACGAGCAGUGCGUGUACGACGCCUGCGGCUGCGACUCUGGGGGCGACUGUGAGUGUCUCUGCUCGGCCAUCGCCACCUACGCGGAUGAGUGCGCUCGGCGCGGACAUCGCCUGCGCUGGCGCAGCCAGGAGCUCUGCCCCCUGCAGUGCGAAGGGGGCCAGCUGUAUGACGCCUGUGGCCCCACGUGUCCCCCCACCUGCCGUGACCGGGCUCCUGAGCCCGGGUGGCACUGCCAGGUGGCUGCCUGCGUGGAGGGCUGCUUCUGCCCCGAGGGGACCCUGCUGCACGGCAGCACCUGCCUGGAGCCCGCCUCCUGCCCCUGCGAGUGGGGGGGCAGCUUCUUCCCACCGGGGGCCGUGCUGCAGAAGGACUGCGGGAACUGCACGUGCCAGGACAGUCGGUGGUACUGCGGGGCGGGCCGUCCCAACUGUGAGGAGCCGGUGCCCAGUUGUGCAGAGGGAGAGGUCCCUUGCCGGGAGAAUGGGCACUGUGUGCCCCGCGGCUGGCUCUGUGACAACCAAGACGACUGUGGUGAUGGCUCAGACGAGGAAGGCUGUGCCACCCCAGGCUGUGGGGAAGGGCAGUUCUCCUGCAGCUCCGGCCGAUGCCUGCCCAUGGCUCUGCGCUGUGAUGGGCAGGACGACUGUGCCGACGGGGCGGACGAGCAGGGCUGCCCAUGCCCCCAGGAAUCUCUGGCCUGUGGUGACGGGCACUGCCUGCCCCUGACGCUGCUCUGCGAUGGGCACCCCGACUGUCCAGACGGCGCCGAUGAGAAGUCCUGUCUGGGGCGGACGAACUGCACCUCCGGGGAGGUGUCUUGCGGAGAUGACAGCUGCGUGGGUGCCUUCCAGCUGUGUGACGGGGUCUGGGACUGUCCCGAUGGGGCGGAUGAGGGGCCCAGGCACUGCCCCCUCCCCUCUCUGCCCACGCCCCCCGCUGGCUCCCUAGAGACUACACCAACUCCCCCGAGCAGUGUCGGACCUGCGCCGUCCUGCGGCCCGGCCGAGUUUGCUUGUGGAAGCGGUGAGUGCGUCCCGCGGGGCUGGCGCUGCGACCGAGACGAGGACUGCGCCGACGGCAGCGACGAGCGCGACUGCGGCGCCCACCCCGCGCAGCCCUGCCCGGCCCGUCGCGAGCUGCCCCUGCCCCAAGUGCAGACCAGCUCCCCACCCCACCUCCCUGCUCAGGCCCCGCGGAUGCGCAGACCCGGCUCCAGCGCAGACCGGCGCCGCCAACUCUUGCCCUGCCCACGGGGCCCACACCCCACCCACCGCGCAGACCCCGCCCCCAGUACAGAGCCCAGUCCCAGCGCAGACCCCGCCCCACGCAGACCUCUUCCCCCAGCCCAGACCCCGCCCUGCGGAGACCCCGCCCCCAGCAUAGACCUUAGUCCCGGAGCAGACCCGCCCCUCGCAGUCCUGGCCGUGUCCUUCUUCCCUCGUCCUUUGGGAGCCCUGGGACCCACUCAGCUGCCCCCAUGUCCUGGCCUCUUCCCCUGUGGCUUGGCUCCCGAACUGUGCCUGCCCGCAGACCGGCUUUGCGAUGGGACCCAGGACUGUCCCCAGGCUGAGGACGAGCUGGGCUGUGAGGGGCUGCCAGCCCUCGGAGGCCCCAACAGGACAGGGGUCCCCUGCCCUGAGUACUCCUGCCCGGAUGGUGCCUGCAUUGGGUUCCAGCUGGUGUGUGAUGGGCGGCCAGACUGUGAAUUGGCAGGGGACACAGGGCUCUCCCCGGAAGAACAGGGCUGCGGUACCUGGGGCCCCUGGAGCCCGUGGGCACCGUGCAGCCAGACGUGUGGGCCUGGGGUGCAGGUCCGGAGCCGCCGCUGCUCCCCUGCCCGCCCCCUGGUGCUGCACUACUGCCCUGGCCCAGAGCACCAGUCUCAGGCCUGCUUCUCUGCAGCCUGCCCAGUGGAUGGGGAGUGGAGCCCCUGGUCGUCCUGGUCCCCCUGCCUCGAGCCCUGUGGGGGCACCACAGCACGGCAGCGAAGAUGCCGCCCAGCUCAGAAUGGGGGAAGGAGCUGUGCCACACUGCCUGGUGGCCCUCAUAGCACCCACCAGACCAAGCCCUGCACUCAGGACGGCUGUCCCAAUGCCACCUGCCCCGGGGAGCUGGUGCUCUGGCCCUGCGCCCCCUGCCCCUUGACAUGCGAGGACAUCUCCAGCCAGGCCUCGUGCCCCCCUGACCGGCCCUGCAACCCAGGCUGCUGGUGCCCCGAGGGGCAGUUGCUCGGCAGUGAAGGGCGGUGUGUGUGGCCACGGCACUGCCCCUGUCUGGUGGACGGUGCCCGCUACUGGCCUGGCCAACGCAUCGAGACCAACUGCCAGGUCUGUGUCUGCCAAGAUGGGUGGCCUCGGCGCUGCCGGCCCAACCCGGACUGCACCGUGGACUGUGGCUGGUCGUCCUGGUCCCCCUGGGCUGAGUGCCUGGGCCCCUGUGGGAGUCACAGCAUCCAGUGGUCCUUCCGGAGCCCCAACAAUCCCCACCUCUCUGAGCGCAGCAGCCAGUGCCGGGGCAUCCACCGCAAGGCACGAAGGUGCCAGACGGAGCCGUGUGCGGAGUGUGAAUGGCAGGGCCGGGCCUUCCGCGCAGGGCAGCGCUGGCGCGGGGGCCCCUGUGAGGUGUGCCAGUGUCUGUACAACCGCACCGUGCACUGCUCCCCCUACUGCCCCCUGGGCGGCUGCCCCCAGGGCUGGUUCCUGGUGGAGGGAGUGGGAGCAGCGUGUUGCCACUGCAUCCUGCCCGGAGAGAACCAGACAGCCCACCCCAUGGCCACUCCAGCGCCGGCUCCUGCCCCCAGCCCCCAGAUGGGACCCCCUCUGGCCACCUACCUUCUGCCUCCACCAGGAGGUCCCUGCUAUUCCCCCCUGGGUCUGGCCGGACCCCCUCAGGGGAUCCUGCAUGCCAUAUCCCGGGAGUUGGAGCACCCUGCCUGGGCUGCCUCCCUGGGGGCUCCCACCAAGGGAAGCCCUGGGGAGGCCCACCCUGAGCCACACACCCCGCGCCCCUUACUGCAGCUGGACCUUCGGUGGCCCUGGAACCUCACCGGCAUCCUUGUGCAGGGGGCCGGGGCCAUGGACGGUGAUGGCUCCAGCUUCUCGCUGCAAUUCAGUAGCGACGGCCUCCAAUGGCACGAAGACCGUGAAGUCCUGCGCGGCCCUCUGCUCCCACCCCAGGCCUCCGCUGGGAGCUGGGACGGCCUGAGCCCAGCGAUGCGGAUCUUUGGCCGCAUGGUGCAGGCGCGGUACGUGCGGAUCCAGCCCCGGGGUCCCCACGACGGCGUCUCUCUGCGAGUCGAGCUGCUGGGCUGUAAACCAACAUCCUCGCCGAUGGCACCCCGGUGCCCUGGAGCUGUGCCUAGCUGUGCCAGCGGUGAGUGUGCCUGGAGAGGGGCCGCGUGCGAUGGCGCUGAGGACUGUGCGGACGGCUCCGAUGAAGAGGGCUGCGGACCUCGGUCCACCGGCGCCGGCAGGGUGCCUCCCACAGGGAGGACCCCAGGCCCCUCCUCCUCUCAGCCCAGGCAGCUGGUCACCCAGCCCAGGGAGAGUCUGGCAGAGACUGAGCUCUGGCACCCUGAGCGAGGGUCCUUGGAACCCCCCACAGAGAAGGGGCCAAAGGGUCCUCUCCCAGCCUCCAAGUCUCCUCACCCAAGUUCUGGAGAGUCCAUGCCAUCAAUGGCCGCCACCCCCACAUCCCAGCCAGAGGCCAGGAUACUGCAGCCAGAUAUGGCAGCUGUGACGGGGCAGUCUCCCAACGAGAUGGCUACACCGGCCCCCGCUGGCCCGAGUGUGCGCCCAGGGCCCUUCCCGCCCACACAUUGUGGCCCAGGGCAGGUGCGCUGUGCGGUGCUGGGCUGUGUGGAGCCUGAGCAGCUAUGCGACGGUCUGGAGGACUGUCUGGAUGGCUCUGAUGAGUGGCGCUGUGGUGAGCAAGGCAGGUGUCUAUCAUAUGCUCUCCUUCUCCCUUGCUCCCGGGCAGCAAGCACUGUGCCCUUGCUGGUGCCCACAAUGGCCCUGCCUCAGCUGCUAGCCACCUGCUCCCCACAGCAGCUGCGCUGCGGCAGUGGGGAGUGCCUUCCUGCCCUACGGCGCUGCGACCUGCGGCCGGACUGCCAGGAUGGCUCUGAUGAGCGCGACUGCGUGGACUGUGUGCUGGCGCCCUGGUCUGGCUGGAGUGGCUGCAGCCAAAGCUGUGGACCUGGCCUUGCCGUCCAGCACCGGCAGCUGCUUCGGCCCCCCCUGCCUGGGGGCAGCUGCCGGCUCAACCGAGUCCGAAGUCGGUCCUGCUUCCUUCGGGCCUGCCCAGUGGCUGGGGCGUGGGCUGUGUGGGAGGCCUGGGGGCCCUGCAGCGUUUCCUGUGGGGGUGGCCAUCGGACUCGCAGGAGAAGCUGUAAGGACCCCCCGCCCAAGAACAGUGGUGCCCCCUGCCCAGGGGCCUCCCAGGAGGGGGCACCCUGCAGCUUGCAGCCCUGUGGAGGUGGUACUGACUGUGGGCUGGGCCGCGUACACGUGAGUGCUGAGCUGUGCCGUAAGGGGCUGGUGCCCCUGUGCCCACCCUCCUGCCUGGACCCCGAGGCCAACAGAAGCUGCAGCGGGCACUGUCUGGAGGGAUGCCGCUGCCCAUCUGGGCUGCUCCUGCAUGACAGGAACUGCCUGCCCCUCUCCCAGUGCCCCUGCCUCGUGGGUGAGGAGCUGAAGCCCCCGGGUGAGCCCUUUCUUCUGGACAGCUGCAGCUGGUGCAUCUGUGAGGAGGGGGCUCUGCGAUGUGAAUCCAGGAGCUGUCCUGUGCCCUGCGGCUGGUCAGCCUGGUCCCCCUGGGGCCCCUGCGACCGCUCUUGUGGCUCUGGAGUGAGGGCCAGGUUCAGAUCUCCCUCCAACCCUCCUGCCGCCGCUGGGGGUGUCCCGUGUGAAGGGGACAGGCAGGAACUGCAGGCCUGCCACGCAGCAUGUGGAACAGAGGUGCUGGGCUGGACACCCUGGAUGCCAUGGUCCCGCUGCAACCGAAGCUGCCUUACCCCUGGGGAGGGCCCGGGCUGGCGACGUCGUUCCCGGCUCUGCUCCAGUCCCGGGCACGCGUCCUGCACAGGAGAAGACACUCAGGAGGAAGCCUGCAGUCCCCCUAUGUGUCCAGUACCAAGUGCCUGGGGUCCGUGGGCUCCCUGGUCGGCUUGCUUAGUGCCCUGUGAUGGAGGCAUCCAGACACGUGGGCGCAGCUGCUCUGGUCCAGCCCCCGGGGACCCUGAGUGCCGGGGACCCCACAGCCAGACCAGGGACUGCAACACGCAGCCCUGCACAGCCCAGUGCCCGGGGGACAUGGUGUUUCGCUCGGAGGAGCAGUGCCGCCAGGAGGGCGGGCCGUGCCCUCGGCUGUGCGUGGCGCACAGCCCCGGGGUGGAGUGCACGGGCUCCUGCGUUCCCGGCUGCACCUGUCCCUCUGGCCUCUUCCUGCACGACGCGCGCUGCCUUCCCCGAGACCAGUGUCCCUGCCAGUGGCAUGGGAGGCUGUACCCGCCCGGAGAAGUGGCUCGACUGGACUCCUGCAACAACUGCACCUGUGUCUCUGGCAAGAUGGAGUGUACCUCCCAGCCCUGUCCAGUGGCCUGUGGCUGGAGUCCCUGGACCCCAUGGACUAUCUGCAGCCGGAGCUGCAAUGUGGGCAUUCGGCGGCGCUUCCGGGCAGGCACUGCCCCCCCAGCUGCCUUUGGGGGGGCCGAGUGCAAGGGCCCCAACAUGGAGGCUGAGUUCUGCAGCCUGCGACUCUGUCAGGGGUUACGCGGGAAGUGGGGGCCCUGGUCUCCGUGCUCCGUGCCCUGCGGUGGUGGCUACAGGAAUCGCACCCGAGGCAGUGGCCCCCACAGCCCUGUUGACUUCUCUACCUGCAGCCUGCAGCCCUGUGCAGGGCCAGUGCCUGGCAUGUGUCCUGGGAACCAGCAGUGGCUGGACUGUGCCCUGGGCCCUGCCUCCUGUGCAGAGCUCAGUGCCCCAGGAGCGGCUAAUGGGACUUGCCGCCCUGGCUGCUACUGUCCACCUGGGACACUCCUGCUGAACAACGCGUGCGUGCCCACCCGCGACUGCCCCUGUACCCACGAGGGGCGUUUGCAUGCCCCCGGCAGCGUCGUGCUCCGCCGCUGCGAGAACUGCUCCUGCGUCUCGGGAAUAAUCACCAACUGCACCUCGCGGCCCUGCGCGGAGGCCCCGCCAGCGUGGUCGCCCUGGACCCCCUGGAGCGAGUGCUCCGCCUCCUGCGGCCCUGCCUGGCGCCACCGGCACCGCUUCUGCCCCGGAGACCGUGGCGCGGCGCUGUCCCCUGCGCUGAGCUCUCCAGUGCCUCCUUGCCUGGGCCCCGAGGCCGAAGAGGAGCCCUGUUUACUGUCCGGCUGCGACCGAGCCGGGGGUUGGGGUCCGUGGGGCCCCUGGUCUCGCUGUAGCCGGAGCUGUGGCGGAGGCCUGCGGAGCCGGGCCCGCGUCUGCGACCAACCGCCGCCGCAGGGCCUGGGGGACUACUGCGAGGGGCCUGGGGCCCAGGCGGAAGCCUGCAGAGCCCUGCGGUGCCCAGUGACCAACUGCACAGCUGUCGAAGGGGCCGAGUACAGCCCCUGCGGUCCCCCCUGUCCUCGCACCUGUGACGACCUGGCGCUCUGCGUGUGGCGCUGCCAGCCAGGCUGUUAUUGCCCCUUGGGCCAGGUCCUGAGUGCAGAUGGGGCCACCUGUGUGCAGCCAGGCCACUGUGGCUGUCUGGACCUGUUGACCGGGGAGCGGUACCACCCCGGUGCUCGCCUCGCCCGGCCUGAUAGCUGCAACCACUGCACCUGCUUGGAGGGGAAGCUGAACUGCACAGAUCUGCCCUGUCCAGUGCCGGGGGGCUGGUGCCCGUGGUCAGAGUGGACACCAUGCUCACUGCCCUGCCGGGGCCAGCAGAGGACCCGCUCCAGGGCCUGUGCCUGCCCCUCCCCUCAACAUGGGGGAACCCCGUGCCCUGGGGAGACAGGGGCCCAACAACAGAAGGAGGCCUGCCCCAGCCCUGAGCCCUGCCCAGAGGAUGGAGCCUGGAGCCUGUGGGGGCCAUGGUCCCCCUGUGACAUGUGCCUGGGGCAGUCCUACCGGAGCCGGGUGUGCACCAAACCCCCCAACCCUGAGGGAGGCAGGCCCUGCCCUGGGGCCUACAGGCAGAGCCGCCCCUGUCAGGACUCUUCCUUACAGUGCACAGACUGCAGGGGUGGCCAGGGUCUGGUCCCCUGUGGUCGGCCCUGUCCUCGCUCCUGCCAGGACCUGUCCCUAGGGAGCGAAUGCCAGCCAGGGCCCACCGGCUGCCAGCCCAGCUGUGGGUGCCCCCUGGGCCAGCUGGUCCAGGAUGGACUCUGUGUGCCCCCCGCCUUCUGCCGCUGCCAGUACCAGCCUGGAGCCAUGGGUAUCCCUGAGAACCAGAGCCGGUCAGCAGGGCCUGGUCUCAGCUCCUGGGAGAGCCUGGAGCCCGGAGAGGUGGUGACCGGGCCAUGUGAUACCUGCACCUGCGUGGCUGGCGUCCUGCAGUGCCAGGAGGUGCCCAGCUGCCCCGGCCCUGGGGCAUGGGACGCUUGGGGCCCCUGGGAAGCCUGCAGUGCAUCAUGCGGGGGUGGGGAGCAGCUGCGAGUCCGGCAUUGCGCCCGCCCUCCCUGUCGGGGGCCUGCCCGCCAGAGCCGUACUUGCCAUACCCAGGUGUGCAAAGAGGCUGGGUGUUCAGCUGGACGUCUGUACCGGGAGUGCAGGCCCGGUGAAGGCUGCCCCUUCUCCUGUGCCCACGUCACACAGCAGCUGGGCUGCUACUCCGAGGGCUGCGAGGAGGGGUGUCACUGCCCCCAGGGCGCCUUCCAGCACCGCUUGGCCUGUGUGCAGGAGUGCCCCUGCGUGCUGACUGCACGGCUGCUGCAGGAACUGGGGGCCCCCAGCCUGGACCCUGGGGCUCGGCCACUCGUUUUGGGAGAGGGGGGUCGACCUUUGGGGCCCGGAGAUGAGCUGGGCUCGGGGCAGACCUUUCACUCGGGUUGCAGCAACUGCUCAUGUGCACACGGGAAGCUGUCCUGCUCCCGGGAGGACUGCGCCGCGGCCGGCGGCUUCGGCCCCUGGAGCGCGUGGAGCCCGUGCUCGCGCUCCUGUGGGGGGCUGGGGACUCGCAGCCGCAGCCGCCUGUGUGUGCGCCCUGCGCCCUCCCGCAGUGGCCAGGCCUGCCUGGGGCCGCGCCAGGACCGCGAGCCCUGCCCCAGCCGGGACUGCCCGAGGGCUGAAGGGUCCACAGUGGAGCCAGUGAGAGGUCUCCCAGGCGCCUGGGGCCCGUGGUCCCCGUGGUCCCUCUGCUCCCGCAACUGCACUGACCCCGCCCGCCCUGCGUGGCGCCACCGCGAUCGUCUCUGCUUGGCCAACUGCAGCAGCGCGGACGCCACCCAGGAACGGCCGUGCAACCUGCCCUCCUGCACAGAGCCGCUCCUGUGCCCGGGCCCCGGCUGCGUGGCCAGGAACUGCUCCUGGACUGCGUGGGCUCCCUGGGAGCCGUGCUCUCGCAGCUGCGGGGCCGGCCAGCAGCGCCGUCUGCGGGCGUACCGGCCCCCGGGGCCCGGCGGGCACUGGUGCCCCAACAUCCUCUCCGCCUACCAGGAGCGCCGCUUCUGUAACGUGCGAGCUUGCCCAGUGUCGGGGGGUUGGUCCCGCUGGAGCCCCUGGUCCUGGUGUGACCGGAGCUGCGGUGGGGGCCGAUCCCUGAGGAGCCGCAGCUGCUCUAGCCCCCCGCCCAAGAACGGGGGUGCGCCCUGUGUCGGGGAGCGGCACCACGCUCGGCCCUGCAACUCCAUGCCAUGCGAAGGGGACUGCCCGGCUGGCAUGGAGGUGGUCAGCUGUGCCAACCGCUGCCCUCGCCGAUGCUCGGACCUCCAGGAAGGGGCCGUGUGCCGGGACGACGAGACCUGCCAGCGUGGCUGCCGCUGCCCCGAGGGAUCCCUAGAGCAGGGCGGUGGCUGUGUGCCGAUUGGACACUGCGAGUGCACAGAUGCCCAGGGGCGCAUUUGGGCCCCGGGCAGCCGGCGCCAGGAGGCCUGUAGCGACUGCACGUGCCAGGGGGGCCGGCUCUCCUGCACAGCCCGGUCCUGCCCACCGCCCACCUACUGUGCCUGGAGCCAGUGGUCAGCCUGGAGCCCCUGCAGCCGCUCUUGUGGGCCUGGAGGGCAGCAGAGUCGCUUCCGGUCCUCCACAUCGGGCUCCUGGUCCCCCAAGUGCCGGGAAGAACAGUCACAGAGCCAGACUUGCCUGCAGCCCCCCUGCCCACCCCUGUGUGUGCAGGGCACCCACAUCCGCACCCUGGGGGACAGCUGGCUGCAAGGGGCGUGUGAGCAGUGCUCCUGCACCCCAGAGGGCGUGAUGUGCGAGGACACCAGCUGUGCAGGACCCGAGGCCUGGACGCCAUGGUCCUCGUGGUCCAGCUGCCCAGUCUCCUGUGGAGGUGGAAGCCAAGUUCGAACCCGGGUCUGCACGACCCUGGCCUCUCUCCCCAGGGGACAGCCAUGCUCAGGCCCAGACUCCCAGACCCAGCCCUGUGGGCAACAGCCUUGCCCAGAGCUGCCCAAGGCCUGCUCCUGGGGGCCGUGGGGGCUCUGCUCCCGAAGCUGUGGCCCUGGCCUGGCCUCCCGCUCUGGGUCCUGCCCCUGCCCAAUGUCUGAGCCAGACUCCACCUGCAAUGUCACCUUCCUGCACCUGGACACCCGGGCCUGCUACCCCCAGCCCUGCCCAGAGGCAUGCGUUUGGAGCAGCUGGAGCAGCUGGACGAAGUGCUCCUGCCGAGUACCGAUACAGCAGCGAUCCCGCCACCAGGUGCCGGCGCCCGGGGGCGGGGAGGGCACGCCCUGCACGCGCCUCGACGGCCACUUCCGGCCCUGCCCCCCCAGCAACUGCUCUGAGGACAGCUGUGCACCUCCCUUUGAGUUCCGGGCCUGUGGCUCCCCCUGCGCUGGGCUCUGUGCCACCCAUCUGCAGGGGCAGCUCUGCCAGGACCUGCCUCCCUGCCAGCCCGGCUGCUACUGCCCCGAGGGGCUGCUGGAGCAGGCAGGAGCCUGCGUCCCUCCAGAGCGGUGUCACUGCCUGCGCAUCCCGGGAGGGGCGGCUGGGAUGGCCCUGCCCCCGGGGGGCCGCCUGUGGCUAGGCUGUAAGGAGUGCGAGUGCCAGCACGGAGAGCUGCGGUGCAUCAGUGAGGGUUGCCGAGGUCUUCUGCCCCUGAGCAGCUGGUCUGAGUGGACACCCUGUGGGCCCUGCCUGCCCCUCAGUGCGCUGGCUCCAGCCUCUAGGAUCGCCCUCUGGGGGCGCUGGCCCCAGGACCUAGGCCGCCUCCCCCCCACCUCGGCCACCCUGCUGGCUUCGGAGCAGCACCGGUACCGCCUCUGUUUGGAUCCUGAGACGGGGCAACUCUGGGCUGGGGACCCUCAACUCUGCACUGCAUCCCUCAGCCAGCAGCGCCUCUGCCCUGAUCCUCGGGCCUGCCAGGACCUGUGCCAGUGGGGUCCUUGGGGCCCCUGGAGCCCCUGCCAGCUGCCCUGCAGCGGGGGGUUCCGCCUGCGCUGGAGAGAGGCAGGGGGCACCCCUGGAGGAGGCUGCCGGGGGCCGUGGGCUCAGACUGAGGGGUGCAACCUGGCCCCCUGCCCAGGGGCAAGCUGUGCAGCCCGGGGUGCUGAAUUCAGCCCAGGCUGUGCCAACCAGUGCCCGAGGAGCUGUGCUGACCUCUGGGACCGAGUGCAGUGCCUGCAGGGGCCCUGCCGCCCAGGCUGCCGCUGCCCCCCGAGCCAGCUGGUUCAGGAUGGGCACUGUGUGCCCAUCUCUUCCUGCCGAUGCGGCCUCCCCAGCCACAAUUCCUCUUGGGAGCUGUCUCCAGCUGAGGUCCUGCAGCUGGGCUGCCAAAACUGCACCUGUGUCAAUGGAUCCCUGGCGUGCCUACCCCGUGAGUGCCCUGUCCUCGGCCCUUGGUCAGCCUGGAGCAACUGCUCCUUGCCCUGCGGUGGGGGCACCAUGGAGCGGCACCGGAGCUGCAAGGGGGGCCCCUGGGGGGCACUCUGCCUGGUCCAGGACACAGAGCAGCGUCGAGAAUGUAACCUUUGGCCCUGUCCUGGAUGUGAGACAGGUGGACAGAAUUUGUCAGGGGAGACCUGGAUGGGCCCUGGUAGUAUUUGGGUGGAGGUCAGGGGGGUGCUCAAGGAGAAGGUGGGGACAGGGGGCCCACUGGAGCCAAGGAGGCAUCGUGGAGGGAAGAGGGUGGGCAGCAGGGUGGACGCUAGAGCCAGGACUGACCUGAUGGUGGGGUCUUCUCUGGCAGAGUGCCCCCAGGGGGAGGUGUGGCAGACAGUGGCCCUCAGAGAGCUCAGGCCCUGUGAGCCAACGUGCCGGGAGGUGAAUGCCACAGAAGCACCGCAGAGCGACUGCAGCAUGGGACGGGCGGGCUGUGUGUGCCAGCAUGGACGCUUCCGCAGCCAGGCAGGCCUCUGCGUCCCUGCAGACGGCUGUGAGUGCUGGCACCGUGGACGUCCCCACCCGCCCGGAUCUGAGUGGCAAGAGGCCUGUGAGAGCUGCCGCUGCCUUGCUGGGAGAAGCGUCUGCACCCAGCAUUGCCCCCUGCUCACCUGUGCCCAGGGUGAGGUGAAGGUCCAGGAGCCGGGGAGCUGCUGCCCUACCUGCCGACAGCCGACACUGGAGGGGCCGAUAGCCUCCUGCCAGCGUGUCAUGGAGCUGCGCAACCUCACCAAGGGUCCCUGCCACCUGGACCAGGUGGAAGUGAGCUACUGCAGCGGGCACUGCCCAUCCAGCACCAACGUCAUCCUUGAGGAGCCCUACCUGCAAAGCCGGUGCCAAUGCUGUAGCUACCGCCUGGACCCAGACAGCCCCGUGCGUGUCCUGAGCCUGCGCUGUCCCGGCGGCCGCGCAGAGCCCGCGGUGCUGCCGGCCAUUCUCAGCUGCCACUGCAGCGCCUGCCCGGGAGGUGAUUUCUCAAAGCGCUGA